UUUAAUUCUGAGAAUCGAUUUAUUCUGUUGACUUUCUAGGCUUCGGUGCGUUGUUACUGCUGUUCAGUUUGACAGAGACAGAGUCUUGUAGUGCAGGACUACAAGGUGCCAUGUUGAGUAAAUUUAAACGUGUUGGCGAAUAAAACCGUCACAAACAUAUAACACAAACAGUUAGAUGUUAACGAUAACGUGCUGUUUAAUGUGUUUGUAGUUUUAGACUUUUUAAGCUUUGUCUUCUGAGUGGAAAGUGAAAGCGAAAAGGGGCGGGGCGAAGAGUGAAGGCGCUCCAAGGGGCUUUCUCACUGUGUCCCGGGGCAUUGAGCUUUGAGUUACAGCCGCUCUUCGUUUUCCCUUUCCAAAUCUACAAAUAAAGCUAGCGAUGUGCACCAUGUCGCCGAGAAUCACAACGAGCAGAGAGCGAGAACAUGAACACCAAACAGUCUUGGACGUGUCUUUAUUUACUGCUGUUUUUCAGCGUGCAGGAGCGGAGCAGCGCCUGCAACUGGAUGAUCAGUCAGUACAGAUUGAAGAACGGCUUCUGUCUGUCACUCCUGAAGAAAAUGGAUGGAGAGAUUAUUACAAGUCACCGACCAUUUCCAUACAAGGCAUACAAUGAGAUCGAUAAGGCCAACACAGAAGACCAGAUUAGGUUUCUGGCUGAGACCACAGAGCAGAUUGUCAGUCUCUUCGAUAUCUUGUCUGAUUUAGAUGAAGUUAAAUGGGACAGCAGGACACUGGAUAAUUUCCUGAACAUCCUCAAGUACCGGCAAUUAAAAGAGCUUGAAGAAUGUACAGCAGAAUAUGCUGCAAGAGCUGGACAUUCCUCCAGUGAGAGAAAAGUGAGGAGACAUUUCAAGAAGUUGAAGAAAAUUCUGAAAAAAGCUAACUACAGCGAACACUCUUUGGAGCAAAUCAGGAAUGUGGUGAUGCAUCACCUUAUGAGGAUGGACAUCAUUGCUGCCAAUGUCAGGCAGAAACUAGAGAAAAAUAAAAACUAAAAAAAAUGGAUUGUAAUAAGAUUGAAAGAAGAUUGAUUAAAGAAGAGCAUGUAUUACUAUUCUUUAAUAAUUGGACCAAAUAUGAGACAGCCAGGUUUGCUGAGUCUCAGGCUUCGCAGUUUCAAAAUCUCAGCCAUCAGUUAAAAUGAUGAUCUUUUUUAUUUAAAUUUUAUUUAACUAUUUAUGAAUUAAUUUAUUUAUUUAAUAUAUAAAAAUCCAGUGUUUUGUAUGUAUUUAUUUAUUGCUUUAUUUAUGAGCAGAGUUUGAUGAUGAAACAUUGAUUCAUUGUGCAGUGCUAUUUGUCGAUGGUUUGUUUUGAUUGGCAAUGUCUGUGUUGCCAAAAGCAAACAAACAAAAACGUAUCAUAUUGAUAAAUGAAUAAAAAAAAUGAACAACG
Messenger RNA from Tachysurus fulvidraco (yellow catfish), 1395 nucleotides. Its product is annotated as interferon a3-like. Lineage: Eukaryota; Metazoa; Chordata; Actinopteri; Siluriformes; Bagridae. Gene Ontology annotation, molecular function: cytokine receptor binding. Gene Ontology annotation, biological process: defense response; response to exogenous dsRNA. The transcript has 5 exons. Bases 426 to 998 code for a protein of 190 amino acids. Gene Ontology annotation, cellular component: extracellular region. The record is from RefSeq and is a predicted model, not a curated record.